AUGGCCGUCCGCCACGUGACGAAGAUUAGCAGCCUGACGCGCCCGGAGGUCGCCGGCGUGCUGCGGCUCGCGCUGGACAUGAAGGCGCGGCCGGAGGACUACCACGACGCGCUGAAGCGGAAAACCUUACUCAUGCUCUUCGAGAAGCCGUCGCUGCGGACGCGCGUGUCUCUCGAGGCGGGCAUGACGAGCCUCGGCGGCCACGGCAUCGCCUACAUGACGGGCGACAGCCCCAUCGGCGUCAAGGAGUCCUACGAGGACACGGGCGCGGUCCUGAGCCGCAUGGCCGACGCGGUGACGGCGCGCGUCAAGUCGCGCGACCAGAUCGCGGGGCUCGCGGCGAACGCGACGAUCCCCAUCGUCAACGCCCUGGACGACUACGCCCACCCCAUGCAGAUGCUCGCGGACCUGCAGACCAUCGUCGAGCACAAGGGCGGCGACGCCCCGGACGUCGAGCGCGCGCUCGGCGGCAAGGCGCUGGCCUUCGUCGGCGACUGCUGCAACAACGUGACCUACGACCUCAUGCGCGCGGGCGCGCUCAUGGGCCUCGACGUCCGCGUCGCCGGGCCGACGGGCGAGGGCUUCGACGUCGAGCCGUCGGUGCUCGAGGAGUGCGCGGCGCUCUCCGCGGCGCCCGGCGGCGGCGCCGUCACCGUCUGCGCGACGGCCGAGGAGGCCGUCAGCGGCGCCGACGUCGUCUACGCCGAUUCCUGGAUGUCCUACGGCAUCGAGGGCGCCGCGCGCGACUCGCGGCUCGCGGCGCUCAUGCCCUUUCAGGUGACGACGGACCUCAUGACGCAGGCGGCGCCCGACGCCAUCUUCAUGAACUGCCUCCCGGCCGUCCGCGGCGAGGAGCAGACCGCCGACGUCAUCGACGGGCCCCAGUCCGUCGUCUUCGACCAGGCGGAGAACCGGCUCCACGCGCAGAAGGCGCUCCUCGUCAAGCUCAUCUGCAAGGAGCUCUAG
Molecule: messenger RNA, 966 nt
Organism: Aureococcus anophagefferens
Lineage: Eukaryota; Pelagophyceae; Pelagomonadales; Pelagomonadaceae
Gene: OTC1
Exons: 1
Coding region: 1-966 (321 amino acids)
Biological process (GO): L-citrulline biosynthetic process
Cellular component (GO): intracellular membrane-bounded organelle
Molecular function (GO): ornithine carbamoyltransferase activity; amino acid binding
Source: RefSeq, a predicted model, not a curated record